Messenger RNA from Portunus trituberculatus (swimming crab), 519 nucleotides. RefSeq lists its product as uncharacterized. NCBI's taxonomy places the organism in Eukaryota, Metazoa, Arthropoda, Malacostraca, Decapoda, Portunidae. The coding region runs from base 1 to 519 and encodes 172 amino acids. The record is from RefSeq and is a predicted model, not a curated record. The transcript is spliced from 2 exons.
AUGGUACUGCUGACACCGAUUGCGACUCAGAUGCUUCAGAUGAUGAAGUCACAUGCAAGCCUGAUCAUCUUCCACGAUUUGGAUUCAAAGUCUGGGCAAUAUGUUCUUCAGAUUGAUCUCAUCUUCAUUCUGAGCCAUACUGUGGCACAUGUACACAAAUUUCAGACACACGACUUGGACAUGGUCCGAAUAUUAUCUGUUCAAGGUAUAGGAGCGACGGGAACCUUGCGUAAAGAUCGUCUCUGUGGAGCCCCACUUAUACCCAAGAAAUCAAUGGAGAAGAAAAACCGUGGCUUUAUGGAAGAAGCUUUUACUGAGUGUACAUCUCUUGUCAAGUGGAAGGAUAACAAAGUGGUUUGUGUUGCUUCAAAUGAGUUUAGAAAGAAUCCCAUCCACAAAGCCCAGAGGUGGAGUAAGGAUGAAAGAAAGCACAUAGAGACUGAAAUGCCAGACUCCCUAAGAGUAUAUAACCAAACUAUGGGCAGUGUUGAUCUCUUUGAUCAACAUGUCUCCUGUUAA